GUACACUUCACCUUUACAAGUCCUCCAGUUCAGUCUUCCAAUAGCAACCUGAUCACCAUGAAUACCUUCAAGACUGUCGUUAUGAUUUGUGCCAUGUUGAGCGCUUCCUGCUCCGGCCAGUACCUCUCCCAAUCCAGCCAGGCAUCUCAAUCUGGAGGCCCAGCAUCUGGAAUGAUGGGUGGCCAUCAGCAAUCGGCUUCUUACGCCAACCAGGGCGCUUCAAGCAGCCCGGCAUUUGACCAGCAGAGGCCAUUGGCUAGCCCAGCUUUCGAGCAACAAUCUAGCCCAGCAUCGGGAGCAGGAUCGCUUCUUGGCGGAGGUUCAUCCGCUCCGGCCGCUACCCACCAGAUCUGCUCCUGCAUCACCAUCAACCCAACUGCUGCCUCAUCAGUCCACCAAUCAGCCCCGGCCGCUUCGGCCCCUUUGACCGACUCCUUCGCUCCUGCCGCCCAGCAACAGCAGACCUUCUCUGCUCCCCAACAACAACAACAAUCUUUCGCUGCUCCUCAACAGUCCUUCGUCGCCCCUGCCCAGCAACAGGCGUACGCUCCUGCUCAGUCCAACUUUGGAGCAUCUGGAUCAGUUCAAUCUGCUGCUCCCGCUCAGAGCCACCGAGCUUAUUAAUCAAUUGUUGCAUAUAACCUCAUCAACAUCAAGUUCGUGAUGUGCUUCUAUUAUACCUUCAUCUUUCCAAUUGUAAUUCGAAUACAAUGUCACAUCAUUCUCA
Messenger RNA from Daphnia pulicaria, 727 nucleotides. RefSeq lists its product as uncharacterized. The record is from RefSeq and is a predicted model, not a curated record. The coding region runs from base 58 to 624 and encodes 188 amino acids. Lineage: Eukaryota; Metazoa; Arthropoda; Branchiopoda; Diplostraca; Daphniidae. The transcript is spliced from 3 exons.